UAGUCCAGACGUUUCUUUACUAUUCUUCAACCGAAAGAUAGUCCUUUCCGUAGUAGAGUCCUUUUAAAGUCCGCUUAGGUGAACAGAACAGUGGCGACGAGGAGAAAGUGUUGUUUUUAGCACCAAUUUUCACGGCCGUUUGUGGUUUCGCACAUUUUGGCGUGAUUUUAUCCACCCCUAUUGAAGCCAACUCCGCCAUCCACCGAUUUGAGGAAUCUCUGACGACAUCACUGGUAAACUGUGGUAGAGGCGGCAAAAUCAUUCUACCGCUUGUGUUUAUUUGGUGGUAGUGGUGUGGUAGACUGUCAAAGAUCGAACUAUACCAGUGUACUACGGGCUGUAGCCAUCGCAUUUGAAAUACAUUCUAUCAACAAUUUGUCGGUGCAUCGUGCAACAAAGUGCAUUUUACGUUGGGCGUUGACCCCUGUUGCGACCGUCCAGUUUGGCGAUAUUUUGGUGAAGGUGAUUGCUGUGAUUUUUGCUUGGUUGGACUACUGUUGCUACUGCUUGUGGUUCAGGAGCUUGGCCCGGUUUGUUGCUGUUGAAGGGCUCCCAGGAAGUUGCUGUUUUUGAAGGGUUUGCCGUUGUUGUUGUUGCUGUUGGUCAGAGUGCUUCUAACGUUUCUGACUUUUGUGCUGAGAGUUUGGACGCUUGAUUGCUACUUGGUUUCAGAGUGAGCUUUGGUUCGUCGCAGCGAUCCUACAGGAUGUCCAUAACGAUGACUACCGAACCGUUUAUUCCGGGUACAAUCCCAUUUUCGCAGUACCUGGAACAGCUAGAGUGGCAAUUUCUGCAUAAUAAUUAUGGGGAGGAUAGAUACAAAACCUCUUUUCUAGCUGUGUGUGGUACAGAAGUUUUCACACAGCUGAAACUUCUAUUUCCCGGUAGAAAUUUGAAGGAUUUGUCAUACAAAGAAAUAACAGAAGCGCUCCAAAACGCUUUGAUAAGAAGGAUUCGGAUGUUAUUCAUACAUUCAAAUUCUGGACACGCCGGCAAAAUCCCAACGAGAAAUCCGAGGAUUUUGUGUUAGCUAUUAAACAAUUAGCUGAACUUUGUGGUUUUGGUGCUUUUAAAGAGCGCGCUAUUAGGGACGCGCUAGUGAUUGGUGUAAACGAUCGUCAAUUACAGAAGCGGCUUUUUGACGAGGAAGAUUUGACUUCCGAAAGAGCCGUCAAGCUUAUUGUUAGUCAAGAGUUGUCUUCGGAUAGAACGAGGUUAAUGGAUAGAGAUGAUGAUCGUAGAGGGAGUGUGAUUGCUAGAUUAGGACGUCGGGCAGUCCGUUCACCUGGCCGAAGGAGCUAUCGGAGUAGAAGUCGUAGCAGAGACAGGAAUCACAAUAAUUCAUUUUCUUCCAGAAAUGGUAGUCAAUACAAAAGUCCGCGGAAACCUUUUGUGUGCUCAUUUUGUAACAAAACAGGGCACACCAAGAAAUUUUGUUUUCGUUUAAAGCGAAAAAGUCCUCGCAAAAAUCGUCAUGACGUCAAGUUUAUUGAAACCUCUAAGCCUGCGAUAGCCGAACAUACUUCAGGUCUUUUCAAGCGAUUAAAGGAUGAGUUGAGCUCGGAUUCUGAGGAUGAAGUUUUAGGAUGCAUGAUGAUUGCAUCGAAGCGUAGAGCUAAUGAGCCAUGUUUAGCGGAGUUAAUUGUUGAAGAUAAGAAAACAACUAUGGAAGUUGACUGCGGGUCUGCCGAAAGCGUUAUAUCCGAGGAGUUGUAUCGAAGAAACUUUAAAAAUUGUCCACUGGAGGCCUGCAAUAAACGGUUAUUUGUAAUUGAUGGAAAUAGACUGGAUGUUUUAGGGAAAGUUCGCGUAAGUGUGCGAAUGAAAGGAAUAAUCAAAAAACUGUUUAUGGUGGUGCUGCGCUGUGAUAAGGACUUCGUUCCACUGAUGGGGCGAACAUGGCUCGAUUGCUUCUACGAUGGAUGGAGAAAUACAUUUUCUGGUACUUCGGUACAACGCGUGAAUGCCCUAACGGAGGACGAAACAGUAGACAGAAUCAAGAGUAAGUUUCCCACAUGCUUUGAUAAAGAUUUGUCUAACCCGAUAGUCGGCUUUGAGGGAAACCUUAUUCUUAAAGACGAUACACCUAUAUUUAAAAAAGCGUAUGGAGUUCCACUGAGAUUGCGGCCAAAAGUGUUAGAACAUUUAGAUUCACUGGAAAAAGAUGGUAUAAUCACUCCAGUGGGUGCUAGUGAGUGGGCUUCGCCGGUCGUAGUUGUUUUGAAGAAAGAUCAAAGCAUAAGACUCGUUAUCGAUUGUAAGGUCUCCAUAAACAAGCUUAUUAUACCGAACACCUAUCCUUUGCCAUUACCCCAAGAUUUUUUUGAAUGCAAUGAUUUCAAAGCAUUGACCAAACAUGUUAUGCUACAUAUAUCGAAAGGACAUCCGGUAUUUUGUCCGUUGAAAUGUCGUACCGGUAAACCGUUUACGACAACGAAUAGUUUGAAGAUCCACAACAUGUAUUACCACCGACGAAUGUCCAUUACGAAGGAAACGCCCAAGCCGCAAUCGCCUAAGGCGGCGGAAAAUAGAUGUGCGGAACCUAUUGACGAUGGUCAGGUUCCAGAAGCAUCCAUCCAAGAGUCAAUGAGGGGGAAGGAGAGUGAAGGAAAUAUGAUGGAAGAGUUGUUUGUGGUUCGGAAAAGCAUAGAAAAAGUGUUCGGAGCUUUGUUUCUCAAAUUGGUUUCGAAAACCACGUCAUGGAAGUUGUUAUUCAGGAAAUCGUAG
Armigeres subalbatus is the source of this 2727-nucleotide messenger RNA. RefSeq lists its product as uncharacterized. The record is from RefSeq and is a predicted model, not a curated record. Lineage: Eukaryota; Metazoa; Arthropoda; Insecta; Diptera; Culicidae. The transcript has 4 exons. Bases 1219 to 2727 code for a protein of 502 amino acids.